Thlaspi arvense is the source of this 1533-nucleotide messenger RNA. The record is from the annotation of a GenBank genome assembly. NCBI's taxonomy places the organism in Eukaryota, Viridiplantae, Streptophyta, Magnoliopsida, Brassicales, Brassicaceae.
GUGUUUGAGCUUGACGAGAACGGAAGGUUCUUACUUGCUUUCGGAGUGAUGGAAUCGGUUCCGGAAUCCGUACCAUCUGCGAACUCAAACUUGCCAUCUAUACCGCCGCCGGUGAACUCGGUGCCGCCGUUUUUGAGCAAAACCUACGACAUGGUCGAUGAUCCGUCGACCAAUGAGGUCGUCUCCUGGAGCAGCGGGAACAACAGCUUCGUCGUCUGGAGCGUGCCGGAGUUCUCGAAGGUGCUCUUGCCAAAGUAUUUCAAGCACAACAAUUUCUCCAGCUUCGUCAGGCAGUUAAAUACAUAUGGUUUCAGAAAAGUUGAUCCAGAUCGAUGGGAAUUUGCAAAUGAGGGUUUUUUAAGAGGCCAAAAACAACUACUGAAGGGUAUUCAUAGGAGAAAACCUUCGCAUGUGCAGCAGAAUCAGCAACGAACUCAAGUUCAGAACUCGUCUGUUGGUGCUUGUGUGGAGGUGGGGAAGUUUGGAAUAGAAGAGGAAGUGGAAAGACUUAAGCGGGAUAAGAAUGUUCUCAUGCAAGAACUCGUCAGGUUAAGACAGCAACAACAAGCCACAGAACACCAGCUGCAGAAUGUGGGACAGAAAGUUCAGGUGAUGGAGCAGAGGCAGCAACAAAUGAUGUCGUUUCUAGCAAAGGCUGUUCAAAGUCCAGGUUUCUUAAACCAGUUAGUACAACAGAAUAAUGAUGGCAACAGACAUAUUCCGGGAAGCAACAAAAAGAGGAGACUUCCUGGAGAUGAACAGGAGAAUUGUGGAGGCCAUGGGGCUAAUGGUCUUAACCGCCAGAUGGUUAAAUAUCAGCCAUUGAUAAACGAAGCAGCACAAGCGAUGCUCAGGCAGUUUUUAAACACUAGUAGCUCACCUCAGUAUGAAUCGGUUUCGAACAAUCCCGGCAGUUUCCUCCUGGGUGAUGUUCCCAGUUCCAACUCUGUAGACAAUGGAAACUCCUCAAAUACAGUUUCUGGAGUAACUUUGGCGGAGGUUUCAUCUAACUCAGCUCACUCAGGGAUGAGUCAAGUACCUGAAGCAAGUUUUGCUCAUCAUCCUCAAGCUGGUCUGGUUCAGCCAAACUUAGGUCCAAGUCCAACCCAAGGAGUAGCAGCUGCAGCUUCUUGGAGUCCUGAAUCUGAUUUAGUUGGAUGCGAGACAGGUAAUGGAGAGUGUUUCGAUCCAAUAAUGGCUGUUUUAGAUGGUUCAUUGGAAUUAGAAGGCGAUGCGAUUUCUCCUGAAGGCGAUGGCGAGAUGAGUGAGUUACUGAACGAGAACCCUAAGCUGCCCGGAGUCCAAGAUCCAUUCUGGGAACAGUUCUUUACUGAUGAAUUACGAGUGACUGGAGAUACAGAUGAGAUACUACCAGCAGCAGUGGAGAAUAGUGACCUGGUGAUGGAGCAAGAACCGAACGAGUGGAUCCGGAAUCAACAACAAAUGAAACAUCUUGCUGAACAAAUGGAACUUCUUUCCUCAGAAACACAGAGGAAACGAAGAGGUUCAGGGGAGAUUGUGAAGGGGGUAUAA